Cololabis saira (Pacific saury) is the source of this 2955-nucleotide messenger RNA. It is a transcript of the gene ikbke, whose product is annotated as inhibitor of nuclear factor kappa B kinase subunit epsilon. Gene Ontology annotation, biological process: peptidyl-serine phosphorylation. The coding region runs from base 269 to 2434 and encodes 721 amino acids. The record is from RefSeq and is a predicted model, not a curated record. Gene Ontology annotation, cellular component: cytoplasm. Gene Ontology annotation, molecular function: protein serine/threonine kinase activity; ATP binding. The transcript has 23 exons. Lineage: Eukaryota; Metazoa; Chordata; Actinopteri; Beloniformes; Belonidae.
AAAAAAAAAACACCAAGCGCUCAUCAAGAAACGUGUGAGCCGGUUUGAUCCACUAAAGAAACUUGGAGAACUGGACCGACCAGUUUCCAGACGGUAAUUUACCGUAAACAGACAACAGUGUGAGCGGUCGACUGACACACACUGGUUCAGACACUGAACCUCACAAUAAACCCGGACCGACGCAGAACCAGGACUAACAAAGCAAGUGUUACAUAAACUCCAGCUUAUUCAAAAUGCUGCGGCCAGAAUUCUAACAAAAACCAAGAGGAUGUCGGGGAUGACGGCCAGUACCAGCAACUACCUGUGGUCCCUGGCCGACGUCCUCGGCCAGGGGGCCACCGCCAGCGUCUACAAGGCCCGCAACAAGAGGUCUGGUGAGCUGGUGGCAGUGAAGGUUUUUAACAUUUUGAGCUACAACCGCCCCCCUGAUGUCCAAAUGAGAGAGUUUGAGAUGCUCAGGAAGCUAAAGCACAGCAACAUUGUCAGGCUGUUAGCUGUGGAGGAGCUGUCCUCAAAGCAGAAGGUGCUAGUGAUGGAGUAUUGUUCAGGGGGAAGUCUGCUCAACCUGCUCGAGGAGCCGGAGAAUGCCUUUGGCCUCCCUGAAACAGAGUUUCUCACAGUAUUGCAGUGCAUAGUGCAGGGUAUGAAUCACCUGCGGGAAAAUGCAGUGGUCCAUCGGGACAUUAAGCCCGGGAACAUCAUGCGGCAGGUUGGAGAGGAUGGGAAAUCUGUUUACAAGCUGACAGACUUUGGAGCAGCCCGAGAGCUGGAAGAUGAUGAGAAGUUCGUGUCUAUUUAUGGAACUGAAGAAUAUCUGCAUCCAGACAUAUACGAGCGUGCAGUCCUGCGAAAGGCUCAUCAGAAAUCUUAUGGCGUGAGUGUUGACUUGUGGAGUAUAGGUGUGUCCUUAUACCAAGCGGCCACCGGGAGUCUUCCCUUCGCACCGUUUGAAGGACCCCGUAAGAACAAGACCACCAUGCACAGAAUAACUACGAAUAAACCAGUGGGAGCGAUAUCAGGUGUACAGCGGGCGCAAGGCGGACAAAUUGAGUGGAGUUACCACCUGCCUCACAGCUGCCAGCUGUCACAGGGUCUGAAGGUGCUGCUGGUUCCUGUGCUCGCAGCCAUCACGGAGCCUGACCAGCAGAGGUGUUGGGGGUUUGACCAGUUCUUCAGAGCCACCACGGACAUAAUGCAGCGGCAACCGGUCCACGUCUUCUCUCUCCAGCAGGCUGUGACGCACACCAUUUACAUACACCACUACAACACAGUGUCAGUAUUCUUUGAGGAGAUGGCUUCUCAGACUGGGAUUGGGCUGCAGCAACAACAGCUGAUGUACCUGGGUCAUGAGCUGCUCCUGGAGGGCAACAUGAAGGUGGCCAACCUGCCGACUACUUCACUUUCUCAGCCUCUGAUGCUGCUCAGCUACGCAACUGAAGCCAACACCAGCCUUCCCUACAGAGAACCUGAGACUCCUGUCAUUCCAUCCAGGUUUGACAUCGUGGAAGACUAUCAUUUCUCUAAGAAAAUCGUAGGCAUCGGCCACCAAUAUCUGAGGGUCUUAGAGUGGCUUCACAUGGACCGGGAGUUGCUUCUGCACGGAUACUAUGGCUAUAUGAUGAAGUUGCGCAGCGAGUGUCGAGAAGCCAUGCACAGUAUUGCAAUGAUCACAGUUAGACUGCAAUCCUGCUUCAAUGGUCAAUACAGGCUUCAUAAACUAGCUCAUUACUGCUCUGAAAAUCAAGGCUCAGAUGAUAACGGCCAGAAGCUGCAGACGGUCCACGAGCAUCUGCCUAUAUACACUGCCGUAAUCCAAGAGUUUCAGAACCGACUGGACCACCUGCAGAUCGAACAGGCCAAGCUAGCGGAGACUCUGGCUGGUGACAAGAGCUGUCCGAAGAUGGAGAUGCUGCUGCGGAAGAUAACGGCCAUUCACCAGCAUUAUCGAAGGGACAGACUGGAUGGAAAGUUGGGGUAUAAUGACGAGCAAAUCCACAAGUUUGAGAAGAUUCACCUGUCGUCCCACAUUAAGCGGAUGAAAUCUCUCUUCCGAGAAGAAAGCGUGCAGAGAUAUAAAGAGCUUUUGGCCUCGACGAGGACGUGGAGCAGUGUUUUACUGGAGAUGCAAACUCGACUUGAGGAUUUCAGUUCCUUCUCCACAGGCUUGCUAUCAGAGUUGGAAAUGAAUGAGCAGUACCAGAAUAAGGGGGUAGACCGAAUCCUUUCCAUUCUGCCGUACACGAGAGCAGAACAAAAGACUGGAAUCACACCCAGGGACAAGGACCAGAUGGUCUUCAGGAUGAAUCAUUUGAGGGAGGAAAUGGAGCUUCUGGUGCAAGAACUACAGUGUAACAACAGCAUUAUUGAGAGUCUGGGAACAAAGAAGUCUGCAGGAGCCCUGGAGCAGAGCCCGACCCGACCCGCCACGCUGUGACAACACACCAUCUUCGGAUCUUACCUCAACAACUCGAGGAGUUUCUCUGAGAAAUCGCCUCAUUUUGUCUUGUCUUUUAUGAACAGUUCUUUCAGAUCUGCUGCCUGUUAUGCAAAGAGGAAACAGUUGGAAGCAAUCAAUCGAAUGUGAAGUUCAGUUUGAAUAUAUGAUGCACAGAAAGGUGGCAGUUAAGUUUAAGAUGGAUUUUUUUAGUCACUGUUUUUCUGUGAGUGCUGACUGAGUACAGCAGUUCAAUACAAACCUCAUUAAUGCCUUUAGUGUUAUUGUAUUUUUAAUAGGUUGCUGUUGUGAUGGAGUCUUUGGAUGAAGCAACAUAAUUGCCCCAUCUGCUGCCAGAUUGUUUUUAUUUCCUGUUUUUUUUUUCCCCCUAAAGAAGCACUUGAGUUUAACCAGACUGCCUCAGACAAACCUUUUUACUGGUAUCUGAGUUUUGAGUCUUAUUUUGAAAAUAUUGUGGAUGAUAUAUGUGGAUAAAAAUGUCAGAAAUGUGUUUUCCAUGA